Patella vulgata (common limpet) is the source of this 4461-nucleotide messenger RNA. RefSeq lists its product as uncharacterized. Bases 1 to 1119 code for a protein of 372 amino acids. The transcript has 5 exons. Gene Ontology annotation, molecular function: protein binding. The record is from RefSeq and is a predicted model, not a curated record. NCBI's taxonomy places the organism in Eukaryota, Metazoa, Mollusca, Gastropoda, Patellidae.
AUGUUGUAUUAUUCCCUGGUUACAUUAGAUAUAUCAGAUCAUAUUGAAACACCAGAUAGGUUGCAUAUUUAUGAGCUCAACGAUGAUGGGGCGAAGGUUCAACGGACACCUAGUGAUGGUGUAUAUGGUGUGUACGAGAGGCCAUACUAUGCAGGAAACACGGAGGACUUGUCUAUUCGGGACUAUAAAUCUUCCGGCAAACAAUUUAGUCUCGAUUAUCUAGGAAAACCAACAUAUAUGUACCAAGGAUUCAAAAUACUUCUAACAUCAGUUAAAGAUAGUCAUAAUGGCGGUUGUAAAACGGGAUAUUUUUGGUGUUCCAAACAGUUAAUUUGUAUCCCGGGUGAAUUGAGAUGUGAUGGGAAUCCUAACUGUGGUUUAUAUGAUAACACAGAUGAAGAUGGAUGUGCUGAACUUGAUGAAACUGUAACAUCUUUACUAAAUGACUAUUCAAUAGCUCAUGCUGUCAUUGCUGCUGUCGUGGCUGUACUCGUGUUUCUAAUUUGUGUGGCUCUGAUUGGCCUAUUUGUUACCAAAUAUAACAGGAAAAGAUAUCCAUUAACUAAAGUUCGUGCCUUAUUAAGUCGUGGUGUUUGUAGUGUUACAACCAACCUAGAUAUGGAACGACUGUAUGCACCACCUUCUUACGAGCACGUGAUGGCGGGAACUAGCAGUGGUGGUAUGGAACCACCACCGGAAUAUAGCGAAUUCGUUCGUACAUCGCAUCAUCGUAAUGAGUACUUGACGGAUAGCGAGGACGACGAUUUUCCCGAUAAUUCUCAUAAUGAGUUUAUUGAUAUUCAUCGAAAACCAGCACCUCAACGAACAAUCAGCCAUACUUCCGUACAUAAAGCCAUGUGUCACAGUCAUCCUGGUUCUAUUGAAGAUCCAUUACCCAGCACUUCGUCCACUUCCGCCGACACUCGUCCGAAUAGUGCGUCAUCUAACGGAAGUCAUUCCUCCAGCUCGGGAUUACGUCAUAAUGGCGAAGAUAUCGAUUCUGAAGGAGACGUGAAGAGUGGAGAUUCAGGUAUUGAAAAUAGUCGCGAGAGAAUCUCAAAGAGACCACAGAAGAUCAGAGAGGAAUCUGAGAGCGAGAAUAUCAUCAGCUCGGGUUAAAAUCAAGUGCCGACAGUAUAUGCCACCAUUGUGUUAUUGUUACCAUGCCAACAGCCUUGUGAUAAAAACAGCAUUAUCCCCAUUAAAUGCCUUUAAUGUAAUUAUCUCUAUAGUAACAUAAUUACAUUUUAAUAUAAUUAUGUUUGUGAGAAAUGUUACCAAAAGUCUACAAAUAUUUUAUAAUCUUAGUUUACAAUCCGAUUACCAUUUUGUUUCGUGUAUUUGUUUGCUUUGCGUGCUUUUUUACACUACGUCAUAAUCAGACCAAUAUUCUAUCACCACGUUGUUCUGCCCAAUGAGAUUUCAGUUCAUAUCAGCCAAUUAUCAUCAAACCAGAAAAGACAGUUUUGAUUGGCUUGUAAAAACCACGUGUUCAGAACACAGGAAUUAACACUCAGCAGAUUCCUGUACCCUACAUCUAGCCUUGGGACUACUUGCACAUGACGACGCCUUUAAAGAAUGUUUUAUCAUACAAAUAUUUCAAAGUCUGAAGCUGUUUAUCCGAUUUUCUUCUAACAAGGACAACUUUGCACUGAAAAUUCUACACACUCUGCGAAAGACGCAAUUUUGAGAACUUGGUUUUAGAAGCGACAAAUUUUCCUAAUAGGCGUAGGUAUAUAUCACUUACCGUCAUACAGCCGAGGCUACAUGUAGGUAUCGGAAUCUGCCGAGGUUUGCCGAGUGAGGAAUUAAAUGAUAAUACGUCAGAUGUAUAUAUGAAAAUAUAAAACGAAACGAAAUAAGCUCUUGAAUUGAAUCACGUUAGAGAUUAGUGGGAUCAAUUUGUUUGUGUUUGUGUGUGUGUGUAUUAUACUUUAACGUUUGUCCUGUAUUCAUACUUCCACCUUUGGUAUUCAAGUAUGUCAGCAACAAUAUAAAAUGAGAAAUCGAUGCGAAUGUGAAUUACACAGACCCAAUAUUAGAAAGUCUUCUAAUAUCUCUGUAAAAGAUGAUUGCCUUCAACACAUGACGUCAUAUCAUGCUUCAAACGUCUUUUUUUUUACUUUUCUAAUACAUAAAAAAAAUGUUUUAGAAUUUAAUUUUUCGGAGGAUAAAAAGUAAAUAUUUGGGGAUCAUUACGUCGCAUCGAUGUCAUCCUUAUCAGUGACUGUAGCGGCGUUGCGAAUAUUCAUUGCUGAUCAGACCCCCAGCAUUAAAGAAAACUUGUUUUGACUUAAAGUUAUCGAUUUAUUUACCUUAUGUGCUUACAUAGCUUUCUUAAGCUAAAAUGACACCAUAUCAUUUAAAUAUGUUUUGACAAAAACGGGGGGCCUGAUAAGGAUAGCUGUCUAGACGUUCGAAUGGGACGAAAACCCGAGGUCCCAUGUAUAGAUUGGCAUGCACGUAAAAGAUCCCUUGACAGUUGGAAUUCGAUACAAGUGUCGACCAUAGAGCCGCCACCCGGGCAAAAUUUUCCUCGUAGCACACUGUAUGGCAUAUGCCCGUCUUCAUUAGCCCAGUCGAGUCAGAACAGUAGGACGUUAAACCCCAUUUCAUUUCAUUUCAUUUCGUUGCCAUGCUACUGGUUGCCAUUACAUAGUAGUUACUGUCAUUAAACAUUGACGUAAAAGAGAUGAAAAUAUAAGUAUAGACCGCGGAGAAAUCCACGUGAGUCAAAAUUUUCGUAUAUUCCAUUUUUAUGUUUUAUUAGGAAUUUCACGGGUGAACUCCUUUCAUUUUAGUUAAAUUAUUUAGAAUCGUUUCGGAACGUUCAACUCUCUGCCUUUCUGUGUUUCCCGGUUGAAUAUGUGACUUACCUCCCUUGACUCAGAUUUCAGUGACCCGCGUGUUGUUAAGCAAUGUCCAUCGAUUGAUAUUAAGUUAUGUUAUCGACCAUUAAGCCUAACUAUUUGUAUUCUACUUGUCCUAUGUUUUAUAUCGAAUUCCUACUGCCAAGGAUUCUUUUACGUGCACUUCAAUGCGUACACGGGAUCUCGGUUUUACGUCCCAUCCGAACGACUAAAGUUUUAAGUCUUGCCACCCAAUCGGGAGGCACUCCUUAAGUAAAUGUGUGCCAUUUGUUAAUACGUUAAAUGUUAUGCAUUUAAUGAAGAAAAUAAAAUUAUUUAUAAUUAUUAGUGUCAUUUUACUAGUUUAGCGUCCGCUUACCGAAUUAACUAAGAUAAAUAAAAAUUAUCAAAAAAUGGCUACAUCCCAUUAAUGUCUCUAUGCGUCAUUUUCAUUUUCCGAAAAAAAUCAUAUUAACACGACUUAAGUCAAGUUAAAAUCUUACACAAAUUGAUUAUUUAGAAAACAAAAUCAAUAAAUCAACGGCAGAUGGUUUAGCGGCUUGAUUCAAUCGUAUUAAAUAUUCAUGUAUACCUAUGAACAUUUUACAAAGAUUAGAGGUGGUGCUAGCUGUUUACAUCGUUUGUUGAAUGUUUAAUUAGUUCUAUCUUUGUGGUACUGGUUUAAUGGGAGGGAGAGAGAGAGAGAGAGGGAGAGAGAGAGAGAGGGGGGGGGGUUAACGUCCACUCGACACAAACUUAGUCAUUUCUUGACUAACAUACGGUUCAAUUUUAUUUCAAUAAUUUGCAUGUGCGUAGGGGUCUUCAGCAAUGGGAGGAAACCGGAGGAGCCUGAGAAAACCCACAAGGUUGGAUAGGCGACCUUACGCGUUGUCAGGUACAACCGUGGAAUCGAAACCGCGCCAGUUGACUCGAUGAUAGACCUUAUGAUGCAGCACGCACGCGCUAACCAUUCGGCCAUCCAACCCCGCUCCGAGACGUUAAGUAUUUUUUGGAUACUGUUCAAGGACGCCAGCCCGAGUGUUAAAUCAGUAUAUUACGCCAUGUCUUGCACAAAACCAUUAAAAUAUAAACAACCUAAAAUAAAGACACCUUACCACACGUGACGCCACAUCUGUAUUUUAAUUGUGAAUAUUUUAAGAAAUACUGCAACUUCAUUCGAUAUAUGCAAAUUGAUUUUACUGGUCAGCCAAUCGAAUUGCAGUAUUUCUUAAAAUUUCGAUUUUAUCUUAGGUUAAGUUUUCGUGAAUGAGGGCCCUGGUCGAUAUGUAACCCUUAUUGAACUGAUGUUUCUUUUCGUAGAUUGUAACGCAUUUUUCAAAAUGUUGAUCAAUCUAGUUGUUUGGUUUUUAAUUGACAUUAUUUUGAAUCAAAAUAGUGUUCCGGUGUAUCUUUCAUAAUACCUUUGCUUAAUUAUUACAAUGCUUAUGAUAUAUAUUGUAUAAACUCUGAUUUGUUUGAACUUGUGUUCAUUAUUGUGUUAUAUAUUUAUAAGUUUUAUAUUGAUAUCAUCUUUUAGUUCAUAUCGUUUUUAUACUAACAUCAUAUACUAUGAAUUUUAAUAAAAGAAUUAGCCAAGCUAUAUUAACAUCUG